CCUGAGAGGAAGUUUGGCGUGGUGGUGGUGGGCGUUGGCAGAGCCGGCUCUCCUGAGAGGAAGUUUGGCGUGGUGGUGGUGGGCGUUGGCAGAGCCGGCUCUGUGCGGAUGAGAGACUUGCGGAGCGCGCAUGCUUCCUCAGCGUUCCUGAACCUGAUUGGCUUCGUGUCCAGGCGCGAGCUCAAGUGCAUUGAUGAAGUCCAGCAGAUUUCUUUGGAAGAUGCUCUUUCUAGCAAAGAGGUUGACGUUGCUUAUAUCUGCAGUGAAAACACCAGCCAUGAGGACUAUAUCAGUUUGGGGACUGUUACUAGUAAAAACAAGGAGAGCGCCAGCAAGAGUGCAUUACUGCAGACAGCCAUGGCGGAGGUGGGGAGGGGGGGUCGGGACGGGGAGGAGCGGCAAGAGAUUACAGGGAAGGUCUUGCAUGAGGAACAUAUUGAGCUCUUGAUGGAGGAGUUUGCGUUCCUGAAAAAAGAAGUGGUGGGGAAAGACCUGCUGAAAGGGUCUCUUCUCUUCACAGCUGGCCCAUUGGAAGAAGAGCCGUUUGGUUUCCCUGCAUUCAGCGGCAUUUCUCGCUUGACUUGGCUCGUCUCUCUCUUCGGGGAACUUUCUCUCGUGUCUGCCACUUUGGAAAAGCGAAAGGAAGAUCAGUACCUGAAAAUGACUGUGUGCUUGGAGACAGAGAACAAACGCCCGCUGACAUGGAUAGAGGAGAAAGGGCCUGGUCUAAAACGAAACCGGCAUUUAAGCUUCCAUUUCAAAUCUGGGUCCCUGGAGAAUGUGCCAAAUGUAGGAGAUAAUAGGAAUAUUUUCCUAAAAGAUCAGACUAUAUUUGUCCAGAAACUCUUGGGCCAGAUUUCUGAAGUGGAACUGGCUGCUGAAAAGAAACGCAUCCUGCACUGCUUGUGGCUCGCGGAAGAAAUCCAGAAAUGCUGUGGCUAAAAGAAAAAAGAAAGCAGCGGGCCCUUGCAACGUGAAACCAUAGUUUGAUGUUUAUCGAGAGUUGAUUUUACCUCUAUUCUUGCAAUUAAACACGUCUUGGGGAAACAGG
Molecule: messenger RNA, 1051 nt
Organism: Myotis davidii
Lineage: Eukaryota; Metazoa; Chordata; Mammalia; Chiroptera; Vespertilionidae
Gene: BLVRA
Product: biliverdin reductase A
Exons: 7
Biological process (GO): heme catabolic process
Cellular component (GO): cytoplasm
Molecular function (GO): nucleotide binding; zinc ion binding; biliverdin reductase [NAD(P)H] activity
Source: RefSeq, a predicted model, not a curated record